Molecule: messenger RNA, 1704 nt
Organism: Megalobrama amblycephala (Wuchang bream)
Lineage: Eukaryota; Metazoa; Chordata; Actinopteri; Cypriniformes; Xenocyprididae
Exons: 6
Coding region: 1-1704 (567 amino acids)
Molecular function (GO): protein binding
Source: RefSeq, a predicted model, not a curated record
AUGGAGAACAGAGAGAGCAGGAAGAGAUCUUCAUCUGCAGAAUCCAGUGAUGAACCCGUGACCUCUGACCCCGAUGUCUGGAGUCUGAGAUCUUCAUCUCAAGAUGAAAGAGAGUAUCUGAAGAUUGCCAGAUCCAUUAGAGCUGAAGCAGUGGCUUCUGACCUCAUGAUCAGGAGUAAGAGUACUUCAUAUAUAGGAUACAACAGAAAGCCUCUGGAGAGUGACAGAUCGGUGACCUCUGACCCCAGUGUGGAUCAGUGUGGAGAGAUCAGAAGUACAGCAGAACUACACAAAUAUGCCUGUGAUCUCACACUGGAUCCAAACACAGCAAACACUCGUCUCAUUCUGUCUGAGGAGAACAGGAAGAUCACAAAUGUGGAAGAUCAUCAGUCGUAUCCUGAUCAUCCAGAGAGAUUUGAUGAUGUUUCUCAGGUUCUGUGUGGAGAGAGUCUGACUGGACGCUGUUACUGGGAGAUUGAAUGGAGCGGAUGUGCUGAAAUAUCAGUGACAUAUAAAGGAAUCAGCAGGAAAGGAUGGAGUGAAGACUGUGUGUUUGGAUUCAGUGACAAAUCCUGGAGUCUGAACUGCUCUGAUAACAGUCUCUAUGUCUGGCACAAUAAGAACAGCACUAAGAUACCUGCGAUCAGUUCAUGCUCUAAUAGAGUAGGAGUGUAUGUGGACGUGUCGGCCGGCACUCUGUCCUUCUACAGCGUCUCUGACACACACACACUCACACACUUACACACAUUCAACGCCACAUUCACUGAACCCCUCUAUGCUGGAUUUAUGGUUUAUCCUGAUUCCUCAGUGUGUCUGUGUGACAUUAAACAACCUCCUGUGAGAAACAACAGUGAUACACACACAACCGGGUUCUCUGACUCCAAACCUUCUGGGCUCAAUAUUCACCCACUGCUGAACUGUCAGUCUUGUGUCCAUAUAGCUGAUUCUGAUCAGUGGGUUCAGAUUGAGCCGUCGGCCUGUACAGAUGAAGGAGGGUCAAAGUUCAGGGUCAGCACUGACCCAGGCCGUUACGAGUGUGUCAGGACCAGAAUGCGAUGGGUCUGUGACUGUGACGUCACCCUUCAGUACUGUACCGUAGACGGACACUUCCUCAACACAGAGCUGGAGAGGCUGCAGUGUAACCGGAUCGCUCCAGUGAUUGACGUGACGGUGAUCUCAGGGAAACUGGAGGAAGUUCAUCUGCCCCAUUACGCCUGUUUAGGAGAGUCUGACCCCUCUCUCAAAGAUGCUGUGAAAGUCCUCACAGUAAAAGACGAGGGAAUAACCACAGAACCUGUGCAGUUGACCCGAUUCCAUGCUAAGAUUGUCCAACCAUCCUUCUCUCUUAAAACAUUAAUAAUAAGUUGGAUAAUGCAAGUGGAUGAACACUGUGAUCUUCUUCUCUACAUGUGUUCUAAAGAUCCUCUCAUUCUACAUGUCUACUUUUUUCCAGUUGAUGAUUGUGUGAAAGAAAAAAUUGAGAAGAAUGAAAAGUCAAGUUGUCCAAUCCCACAUCCCAGACCUGACAGGCCAUUUCGGAUGAAAACGCCACACAUUCUUGAUGUUCCUGGUGCCUCUAUCCAUCCCAAAGAAGGGAUCACACUCAGAAGAGAAACUGACCCAAACUACUUCAAGGUCACGACACGUCUGGAGAAUGAUCUUCAAAUGACUCUUAUCAUCCUAAGAGAGACGAGCUGCAUCUGA